Molecule: messenger RNA, 1800 nt
Organism: Diaporthe amygdali
Lineage: Eukaryota; Fungi; Ascomycota; Sordariomycetes; Diaporthales; Diaporthaceae
Exons: 4
Coding region: 1-1800 (599 amino acids)
Source: RefSeq, a predicted model, not a curated record
AUGUCUGGUUUCGAUGUGGCUGCCGGUGCUGCCGGUAUAGUAUCAUUGGGAUUCCAGCUCAUUGAAACUUCCAUAAAGCUCAACAGGAUCGUCAAGGCUGUCAAAGAUGCGCCACGCACGGUGGAGAAACUGGUCGAAGAGCUGAAGACCAUGGGCAUGUUUCUGCAGCAUAUUCAACAGGAUCACCAAUACUGUCCUCCCAGUGGCGCCAUUUUGGAUCAAUGCCUGGUCAUUUUCCAACAUUCGACUUUUGAAUUACGAGAACUGGUCGACAAGAUGGAGACCUGUCUCGCCAAACGUCCCCGGCUAGGCGGCAAGUUGUACGUUGCAUACAAAGAUCACGACAUCAAGGAGCUACUUGGAGACCUGGAAAGAGCCAAAACCUCGCUCGGGUUUGCUUUCAAAAUGCAUUGCGAUGAGAUACAGAGGCAGCAACGACAAACGUCCCUCAUCGCUCUGACCCAGCUUGUUACUACCGAGAACGCAAACAUCUCGCGACAACUGAGCCCUAUUGCGGAGGCCACUACCGAGCUUCGUCGACUACAAAGCAUGAUGUCCGAGUCCCAAAGGCAACGAAAUCAAGCAUACACCACCGCUCUAGCCCAAGUUGCUUCCGAGACCGCCGACAUCUCGCGACAACUAAAAGCUUUUACGGAAUAUUCUGCAGAACUCCGCUCAACGAAAGGGCGCAGAAACGAGAUACCAGACCUGGAAAUUGCGACUACCAACCUGGCUUUGUCGUCGUGUCUUGGACGUCACUUUUUCAGUUUCCUGCUCUCCUUGGACGAUCUAUACAUACAAUGUCUUACCAGCCGACUCACCAAUAUUUCGCCUGUGGCUGCUAAGCAUGGGCAAUUAGACAUCUGCCAAUAUCUUCUUGGUCAGACAAUUUGGCCAGACCACACCACUGUCCUGAAUAGCGCUCUUGGCCGAUUUUCAUUAUGGAAUAGGCGGCGCAAAACAGAUAUGUAUCGUCUAUUCAUGGACGAUCCAGGCUUUCAUGCCGACCUCGAAGCGGACUCUCGAUAUUUGUGGCUGCACUGGUGUGAGGAUGUUGGAGCCCUUGAUGUCGUGUUACAAACACAGCUCUUGAGCUUCAAGACUCAGCCGGCCGAGUUGAGGUUUGAAAUAGUCUCACGUGUCAGGUUUCUAUCUGCCUCGGCCUUCAUUCGAUGCAUCGGCUUGGACCCAUCAGAACCAGAACUCGCUAAUCUGCAAAGCCAGAAGGGGCUGACUGUAUUGCACUAUGUGGCUAGUCAUCUUUGGAGGCUUGCACAAGCCAAUUCUGCUGCCCACGGUGAGGAAGUCCUCUCGUGGGUGAGUAUUGGAGCCAGUGUCUUGCGGAAUGGUGCCAAACCUUGCGCUAUUGCAGACAUCGAGAACGAUUUGUGGCUGGCACAUGGCGAUUCACAAUCAGCCUCUAGAUGGCAUAGACAGGAAGUCUUUACAAAAGUCACAAGAACCACGCCACUCAUGAUCUGCGUUGGACAUCCUGAUUGGCAAAUCCGGACAGCCGGUUCUGCUGAAUGUGUUCAUAAUUUCCGCAGAAUCUCCAAGACACUGAGAAUUUGGGUUGAAAUGGUACAGAACGCUGGAUUUGACCUCGAAAACUACGGAUCUGAGGAGUUGGAGGCAUGGAAGAGCCUUCCCGACUCUGAAAGUUAUUUGCGUCCCAAUAAAGUCGCAAACCCGUAUUUCAGAGACUUUCCCAGAAUAACCCACCUUACAGCCAACUACGACCCAGAACUAUCAUGUGGCGUCCAACUCAUGAAGAGGACCAGGAAGGAAUUUGGGAAUUGA